UUCUAGCCGCGGCUGGCUAAACUCGAUGGUUCGCUGCGCCGCGCCGGCCGCUCUAGCAACCCUUCGGUGUCACGCUUUGGUUUCCGGCUCCGUUCUGGCGGGUCUGAGCGCUCCGACUCCCAGAGAAGAGCUCUGCACGUGGAAAAGACCGGGGACUCCGCGACACUGCCCUCCCGACCCUCAUGUUCGAAGAGCCUGAGUGGGCCGAGGCGGCCCCAGUAGCCGCGGGCCUCGGGCCCGUAAUCUCACGACCUCAGCCUGCGGCUGCCUUGCAAUACAGAGGCUCCAAGGACCACCAGCUCUUGGCCACAUUACGGGCUCUAGAGGGAGCAUCUCUUUCCCAGCAUCCCCCCAGCCUACCUAGCAGUGACUCUGAAGAGGACGAGGAGGAAAGGAAGAAGAAAUGCCCCCAAAAGGCAUCGUUUGCCAGUGCCUCUGUUGAAGUGGGGAAGAAAGCGAAGAAGAAAUGUGAAAAACAGGGCCCACCUUGCAGUGACUCUGAGGAAGAAGUGGAAAGGAAGAAGAAAUGCCACAAACAGGCUCUUGUUGGCAGUGACUCUGCUGAAAAAGAGAAAAGAAAGAGGAAGUACCAGAAACAUGCCCCUAUAAAUUCAGCCCAGCACCUGGAUGGUGUUGACCAAACAGGUCCCAAAGCCUGGAAGGGUAGUACUACAAAUGAUCCACCGAAGCAAAGCCCUGGGUCCGUUUCCCCUAAACCCCCUCGUACAUUAAGCCGCAAGCAGUGGCGGAACCAGCAAAAGAACAAAAGAAGACAUAAGAACAAGUUUCGGCCACCUCAGGUGCCAGGCCAGGCUCCAGCUGAGGCCCCCACAGAGAAGACAGAGGUGCCUCCUGUUUCCAAGACAGACAGCCAUGAGGCUCGGGCAGGGGAUUUGCGAGCCCGCAUGGCACAGCGGCUGGAUGGCGCCCGAUUUCGCUACCUCAAUGAACAGCUGUACUCAGGGCCCAGCAGUGCUGCACAGCGUCUCUUCCAGGAAGACCCUGAGGCUUUUCUUGUCUACCACCGCGGCUUCCAGAGCCAGGUGAAGAAGUGGCCACUGCAGCCAGUGGACUGCAUCGCCAGAGAUCUUCGCCAGCGGCCUGCAUCCCUAGUGGUGGCUGACUUCGGUUGUGGGGAUUGCCGCUUGGCUUCAAGUAUCCGGAACCCUGUGCAUUGCUUUGACUUGGCUUCUCUGGAUCCUCGGGUCACUGUGUGUGACAUGGCCCAGGUUCCUCUGGAGGAUGAGUCUGUGGAUGUGGCUGUGUUUUGCCUUUCACUGAUGGGAACCAACAUCAGGGACUUCUUAGAGGAGGCAAAUCGAGUACUGAAGCCAGGGGGUCUCCUGAAAGUGGCUGAGGUCAGCAGCCGCUUUGAGGAUGUUUGGACCUUUCUUCGGGCUAUGACCAAGCUGGGCUUCAAGAUUGUCUCCAAGGUGAGGGCCCCAAGAAGUCUGUACCUGUUUUUGUCUCAUGUGGCCCUUUUCAGGGUACUGGUGUUCAGGAAGGAGGCUUCACGCACAGGAACAGACAUUUUGCUCCCCAACGGAGGUGGGAGCCCUGGAAGCUUUCUGAGCAGAGGCAGUACGUAGAGGGAGGUGUUUUAAGGAGUUGGGAUGAGGAUUUGGUUCUCACUGGGUCUUUUCUGCCCCUAGGACCUGACCAACAGCCAUUUCUUCCUGUUUGAUUUCCAAAAGACUGGGCCCCCUCAGGUAGGACCCAAGGCUCAACUUUCAGGCCUGAAGCUUCAUCCAUGUCUCUACAAGCACAGGUGACCUCUGGAUCUUCCUUGAAAGGGGAGGCAGAGCUCCAACUCCAGGCUCAGAACUGUGAGGACUGUUUGCAGCCUGGCUGUAAGCCAAGACCUGGUUCCUGGUGGACCCCCAGGACAAAGUGAUAAAAUCGCUGACUCAGCCGGGCACGUUGGCUCACGCCUGUAAUCCAAGCACUUUGGGAGGCCAAGGCAGGCGGAUCAUGAGGUCAGCAGAUCAAGACCAUCCUCCUGGGUAACACAGUGAAACCCCGUCU
Molecule: messenger RNA, 2025 nt
Organism: Rhinopithecus roxellana (golden snub-nosed monkey)
Lineage: Eukaryota; Metazoa; Chordata; Mammalia; Primates; Cercopithecidae
Gene: RRP8
Product: ribosomal RNA processing 8
Exons: 6
Coding region: 183-1589 (468 amino acids)
Biological process (GO): rDNA heterochromatin formation; cellular response to glucose starvation; regulation of transcription by glucose
Cellular component (GO): nucleolus; chromatin silencing complex; rDNA heterochromatin
Molecular function (GO): methyltransferase activity
Source: RefSeq, a predicted model, not a curated record